This is a messenger RNA of Branchiostoma floridae (Florida lancelet), 3283 nucleotides long. RefSeq names its product myosin light chain kinase, smooth muscle-like. Bases 299 to 3283 code for a protein of 994 amino acids. The transcript has 21 exons. The record is from RefSeq and is a predicted model, not a curated record. Gene Ontology annotation, molecular function: protein binding. NCBI's taxonomy places the organism in Eukaryota, Metazoa, Chordata, Leptocardii, Amphioxiformes, Branchiostomatidae.
CGUCACCCUACGUGCAGACAUUUCGCUGGGUCGGCUGUUUCUGUUCGCGGUCUGACAGCUGAGCGGUUGAAAGCUGGGAGAGCAGUUCUAAUAGGAGUGCCCUUCACAUCUUAACCUGCACCAAGACGCAGUCUGUUUCUUGGGAGAUUUCUUGGGGAGGUUUCAUCAGAGGAGUUAAGGUAAACCUGUGUCGAACAUUAGACCCGCCGCGUCCGACAUCUCGCCGCACACCUUGACGCUCACCUGGGACACACCUGAAGACGACGGCGGCUCCCUGAUCACGUCUUACGUCGUGGAGAUGUUUGACGUGUCCGACGGCAAGUGGCAGACGCUGACGACGACGUGCAGACGGCCCCCGUACCCCGUGAAGGGGCUGAACCCCUCCGCGACGUACCGCUUCCGUAUCCGGGCCGAGAACGCGUACGGACUGAGCGACGCCGGGCCGCUGUCCGACCCCAUCCUUACCAAGGAGCCCGAGCAAGGUCGGAACGACCGCUCCUCGGACGGUAAAAAGACGGACUCCAGCAGCUCCGACUCGGUAGCAUGGCGCUCCACCUCCAUGGACAGCAGCAGUGACGCAGACCGUGUGGACAGGAAGAUCCAAGCCUUGAUGCAAACCGGGCGGCAGGAGACGAACAAACCUCCCGUCUUUGUCAGGAACCUCCGUGAUGUGGAGUGUGUAGAGGGGAGUGCCGCCCGCCUCGACUGUUCUGUCACAGGCAUUCCAGAGCCGGAGGUGACGUGGUACAAGGAUGACUCAGCUCUGCACGAUGGGCGGAAGUACGCUUACGAGUUCGGCGAGGACGGUCACGUGUCGUUGGUCAUCCGCGACGUCACCGCAGAGGAUGAUGGGAUGUACACGUGCGAGGCCCAGAACGAGGCUGGAAAAACGUCGGCGUCAGCGGAACUUCUUGUAGAAGGAGUCAGGCCAAAACAGACUCGACAAACUUCAGUGGAAAACACUGCUGAGGAAGACGGUGCAAGCGCAGUCCUGGAAGAUGAAGAUGAUGAUGAUGUAAGAGACCUGCCAGAUGCUGGGAAGCAACCUCCACCAUUUGCAAAAAUGCCCAGUUUCCUGACGCAAGGUCAGGACAACCUGCCGCCAAAGAAAGACGACCGUGACGCCAGACCAAAACAGUUCCCGCCUAAAUUCCUCAUCAAGCCAAGGUCGUCCUCUGCCAAGGUCGGGGACAUCGUGAAGUUCGGGUGCAAAGCGGACGGGAGGCCGCCGCCGGAGGUCACGUGGCACAGAGGGGACGAGCGGAUCAGGGACGAGGGGAGGAUUGAGCUCUACACGGAGUACGGAACACAGUAUUUUGAGAUUGGAGAGGUGGAGGCUGGGGAUGCAGGGGAGUACACCUGUGUCAUCAGUAACAAUGUCGGCAAGGACGUCUGUAUGUUCAACUUGAAAGUCGAAGGAGUUCCAGACCCAGACCCAAACAUCCGGACAAGAGCUACUGACAGUGGAAGCAAAGGACAGCAUGAGAUGAAACAAGGCACCUCUACAGAAUCCAGCAAACCAUCGCCUUCCACUGCCCCGAGAUUCCUCGCCAAACCGACAUCCCAGACCGUCCAGGAGGGCGGAGACGCCAUCUUUGUCUGCCGCGUGUCGGGCGAGCCCGCGCCGGAGGUGCUCUGGGAACGGGAUGGCGUCCCGGUGAGGAAUGCUGGGAGGUUUGAGAUUUUCGAGGAGGACGACGGAUUUCAUCUGGAGAUCUUCGAUGUUGUGCGGGAGGACGCGGGAACGUACGGCUGUACCCUACGGAAUGGCGCGGGAGAAACCAACUGUUCCUUCAGCUUAGGGGUGCACGUUAAGGCAGUCAAGUCCGUGAAACCAUCCUUCCUGCUGAAGUUCUCCGACACAGAGGUGUUGGAAGGCGACCCCAUCCGCCUCGAGUGUCGGAUUACCGGAGAACCCACCCCGCAGGUCACAUGGUACCGGGACGGGAAGGAGGUCGGCGACCGGCAGGGCGUUGACCCCAGGACCACCUACAGCAACAAGGUGGCGAGGCUGUACAUCGAGCGAGCACACCUGGAGGAUGAGGCUGACUACACCUGUAAGGCCGCCAACUGCGCAGGUGAAGCCAGGUGUACCGCGGAGGUGCUGGUCAACGAGCGGCUCCAGCUGGCCCCCAGCGGAGAGCUGCCAGUCUUCACCCUGCAGCUACAGGACAUCUCCGCACAGGAUGGGGACAACGUCACGUUCUGCUGCAAGGUUUCAGGCACGCCUGCACCGAAAGUCUCGUGGCUGUAUGAAGGAAAGCCGAUCAAGGCCAGCGAAGACUUCCAGGUGACGUCACGGGGCGAGGACCAAUCGCUGCACAUCCCCGAGAUAUUCCCAGAGGAUGCUGGGAUGUACGGGUGCGUGGCCCAGAACAGCGCUGGAACAGUCACAACAUCGGCCAAGCUGAAGGUCAAAGCUCCUGCCAAACCAGACCCAGUCCCUGACCCAGAACCUGCAGUGAAACCAAAGAUCCCCAAACUUAAGGAAGGACCCCCGAUCUUCUUAAAGGACCCGCUGCCUCAGAAUAUAGAGGAGGGUAACCCCCUGUCGCUGACGUGCGAGGUGUCCGGCCUCCCCCCUCCCACAGUGGAGUGGCAGAAGGAUGGGAAGACAGUCCACAAGGACAGGAGGGUCAAGAUGAAGAAGGAGGGGAAUGUCUUCAGGCUUGACAUCACGGCCGCGCUCAGCACAGACUCCGGUUGCUACACCGCUCUCGCCUCCAACGCACGCGGCUCCGUCUCGCGAGACGUGAGCAUCUCGGUUAAACCUCUGGCCGAGGAGACCACAGACUACAAAACACUGCUGAGGAGAAGGCCGGAACUGAGCAAACUUGGUCGGCAAGCCUCGGAAGGUGACGCCUCCGACGAGGCUCGCUCCCGGAGCAACACAAUGGAGGCGCUGCUGCAGGCUCCGGUUUUCUCCCAGGUCAUCGCGGACGCGACCGUCACGGAGGGACAACCGGUCACGUUCCGGUGCCAACUGGUGGGGAAACCGGCGCCGGAAGUGACAUGGUAUGCAAAUGAGAAGGAGAUCAAGCCGUCCAAGUUCUUCCAGAUGACUCAGGAGGGCGACGCGUGCAAACUCGUUAUCGUGGAGGCCUUCCCGGAGGAUGCUGGGAAAUACACGUGCUGGGCGCAGAACGAGGAAGGGCAGGCGGAAUGCUCGUGUCGACUCGUCGUGAAGAAAGAAAAGUCCCAAGAAAAUGUGCAAGGAGACACACACGCAGCUGAAGAGAAAGCUAAGAUAGAGAAAGGUCCAGAGAACAUCGUGGUGUUUUAG